AGAGUCGGUUUCUUCAGUUUCACAUCAAUGAUGGCCUUCUGGUUAAGUCUUAUACUUCUGGCGCUGUAUUCCUUCCAUGUGGUCGAGAAACUGCAUUUCUGGCCCUGGCUUUUGGUCGAAUUUGCCUAUUGUCUCAUUUGGACCGCAUUUUACUUCUUGUCAUCGCUUCUCAUGCUUAUCGACGGCGGCGUCCAUUCGGCUGCGGGAGUUUUUGGUUUCAUUGCGUUUGGGAUCUAUGGUUACGACGCCUUCCUUAAGUACAAGGGCUAUAGUGCCGGAGAGAUAGCACAGGGAGAGAGGACUACAGUCGGCGGACAGUCUAAUGCUUAGACACAACCAUUACCUCAUU
Molecule: messenger RNA, 349 nt
Organism: Medioppia subpectinata
Lineage: Eukaryota; Metazoa; Arthropoda; Arachnida; Sarcoptiformes; Oppiidae
Source: the annotation of a GenBank genome assembly